This is a messenger RNA of Oenanthe melanoleuca, 4005 nucleotides long. RefSeq lists its product as uncharacterized. Lineage: Eukaryota; Metazoa; Chordata; Aves; Passeriformes; Muscicapidae. The coding region runs from base 1554 to 3167 and encodes 537 amino acids. The transcript is spliced from 5 exons. The record is from RefSeq and is a predicted model, not a curated record.
CAGAAACAGCCGGUGCCUCCAGGGAGGGGCCUUGAACCCCUGGGCUGUUGCCUUCACAGUCCUAACACAGCAAAGUCUCAGCUCUUCCUCCCGAGGCUUGGCAUCUGCCCUGCCUGGCUGUGCCACAGGUCCCCAGGCUCUUUGUCCUGCCACGGGUCUACAGGUCGUGGGCUCUUGCCUCAGGCUCCUGCCAGCCAGAGCUGAGCCUGGAGCUGGCACUGCAGCUGCACCCUGAGCUACCUGCACCAGGUGUAUCCUCAGCACGUGUGCUCUGCAGCUGCCCAGGAGCUGCUCACAGGGCUCCUGCUCGGCCCCCGGCACCGCUGGAGCUGCUGGGCACUGCCCGGGUGUGGGUGUGUGUGUGAGUGUGCUGCGGGCUCACGGCCCUCGUGGCUGAGCAGCACAUGUGGCACAGGGAGCUGGGCUGCAGCCCGUGCUCCUCCUCCACGUGCCAAGCUGAGGAGGGCUGCGGCUGGAGCGUGGGCCAGAAGCUGCUCUGGGAGCAGAGGAACGCCGUCCCUGGGCUGUGCCCUCGCUGUUUCCCUGGAGUCCCGAGGUAAUCAAUCACUGCCCCUCCAGCAGAUUGCUCUGCCUGGCUCUGGCCUCUGAGCACCGAGCGAGGCUGGCAGGGCUCUGCAGCCUAAAAGCUGCUCCAAGGAACAGCAGGGGGGAGGAACGGGUGCUGGAGACCACACCAAAUCCAGCCUAAAGGGGUAGGAAGUGAGUGACAGGGUCACCAAUUAGGACAAAAGAAACCUCUCCAAUACCAAUGUGAUGUGAACAAGCAGACACGUCUUUAUUCAGGCACUGGGAACACAGGGGAUAACUCCUCCAGAAACGUGUUCCACUUAAACAAAACCCACCCAUUUAUAUACUUCUGCUGAAUCAUCGUUACCUAUGUUCUUUUACAUACUACACAUCCUAUGCCCACUCUUAAAUUUAACCAUUACAUUGAUUGGUUCUAAUAGUUACUAACUUCAUCUAUAUUCUUCUUUGAAAAUAAUCAUUGGUCACCUCUCCUGAGGUCUACUGAUCGGAAUCCUUAAUAAUAAAAUCAAGAUGAGAAGCGUAGUGGGGGGUUUCCAAGCAACGUUACUGGUGAGUGUGACCACAACAGAAGGGUCCAGUGACUUCCUGGGGAGGUUUCUAUGAUUACACAUCCCAAACACAGCACUCCUAAUAUUUCUAUGCCUUAUAUUUCACAAUUUGAAUCAAAUGUCCAAAGGGGCUCCAGGUGGGCCCCCUCCCCCCAGGUGUGGUGCAGUUUCCGUGUGACACAAUGUCAGUGUGGUGAUGUGACAAUGCAGUGAUGUGACAUCACCAUGAUGUAACAAUGCUGCAUCCCUGGGAGACCUCUGGAGCACGAGGAGUCAGCGUGGGAUCCCAGCACCAGAAGAGCCUUGGAAGGAGCUGGGGAGCUCCAUCUCAGUGCUGGUGUCCUGCCAAAAGGCAGAGGCACUGCUGAGUGCACUGGGAAUUAGGAGGGGGAGAGCAGUGGGGUGAUAACUUAGCUGCUUGGUCACAGAAGAUCACUUCUGGGAGCCACCAAACUGAUGGAUUCCGACCUGCUGGACCUCCCACUCGGAGUCAAGAUCCAUGUGAAGCCCAAGUCCAAGACUGUCUUCUGCAGGGGAAAGCUGGGGGAAACGCUUAAUGGGCCAUGUCCUUCUUUCAAUCUGGAUGAUCCCUACAUCCACCACCCUGCACCACCAGUGCAGUACAACCGCCUGCAUGACCCCCACCUUCGGGACUACCACAAGCGCAAGGACAUCCUGCGGAUGCUGAAGAGACAGGGAGUCAUCACCAGUGACAACAAGGUGGUUUGCACUCUGAAGGAGUUCAACGAGUACAGGAACUACCUGACCAGGCUCAAGCUGCAGUUAGAGAAGAUCUUGAGGCAGCAAGAGGAAGGGCUUCUGCCACUUCAGGAGAAAUUAAAGGAUGGUCCCAAACUGCCAGGAACCAGUGACACUUCCUGCCAGGAGAUGCAGCAGCCGCAGCCUCAGAAACCCUCUUGCCCAUGUCCACAGAAGAGCAAAGAGACCCCUCUGAAAUCAGGGAGAUUAAGAGAGAAAAUAGCUUCAGACAAGGGCCAAACCUGCUCCAGAGCUGAGCUGGGCACUGCUGCUGACUCCCAGAGGAAGCCAGACAACACUGCUCAAGGCCUCUUUAAAGCUGUCCUUGAGCAGCUGACUGCAGCAGAAGCCCAGAAGCUCCAAGAGCUGGUUGAGGCUGUUGUGCAUGAAGUCUUUGGGAGGCUCAGGGUCCCUCGAGAUUACUAUGUCAACUUUUUAAGGAGGGCUGCCCGGAAGAUCAGAGGAAUAGUUUUUAGCAGCUGUGUGAAAACAGAGACACCUCUAGACCAUCGUCAAGAAAUGGAAAUGUUGGCCAAGGAGCUUGUAGCGACAGUGUUGGAGAGCUUGGGGGACCAUCUGGAGCCCAAAGCUUCUGAGCAAACGAGGGCAGCCAGGUGGAAGGAGCAGCCUGUUGAUGGAAGAGCCACCCUAGUGGAGAAAUCCAAAGAAGCUGAAGCAGCCUCCUCAGACAUAGCACGUUUAGACACCUGUCUUGACAAACUCACCAGACAAGUUGUUAAGAAUGUUCGCUGCCUCUUGAAAUCCAUGGUAGCUUCUCAGUUUGAAGGAGACUCAAGCUGCAAGUACACCAAAAUCCUGGAGUUUCCCAAGGAUAAGGUUUCCAACAGACAGAUGCAGCCAGGAAUCUCUGGAGCAUGUGAAGGACAGAGCCAGGAAGCAAGCACAGGAGUAAAGCUGCCUGCCCUAGGACCACAGCUCCAGGAAGAAGGGAAUGGAUAUGCCAAAACCAUGGAGCCUGAGAAUGCUGCAAUGCUGAAGGAAAUGGUAAGAGAAAUGAAUCCAGCAACUUCAGGCAACACUUUGGACAUAAGGACCAUGGCAAAUCGGAUUGUUCAGUCUCUAUUGGACCAGAUUGGUCAGCAUGGGCCUGCGCCAACCCCCAGACAGAAAUUUCCAGUGCCUGUCCCAAGCCCAGCCACAUCCCAAGGCGGAGAGGAGAGCUGUGCUGCUGAGGACACUCUCCCCUCCGUGGACCCGCAGUUUUCCCGACAGCCCGUCCCUCUGGAGGGUCCCCAGCCCCCUGCCCAGACCGGAGCACGGCGCAGAUCAGUGAACCCACAGCUCGUCUGAGGCGGGCGAGGUGUGUGGCAGGAGAGCUGAAGGGCCUCUGAAUGGCAAACCUGACACCCCUGUUCCGUCAAUAAAGAGUUACUCCUAAGGCCUUGCUUGUGCUUCCUCCAAACCAGGCCAAACUGCAUCCGUGCAUUUUCCCUGCUGUAACCAAUCCCAUCCUCUUCCCUUCUACAGUCUCAGCCAUGCUGCAACCCAAUUUGCAGGGAAUCUGGGCUAGGAAGUUGAGGAGUAGCCAGCAUUUUUGUCUCGUACAGUAAGCUUUGCUGUCAGGCAAGUGCGGGAACACAUCCCGUUGGAGGCAGCCUGGCUUUCACUUAGUGUCAAGCACAAUGAUGUCUUUGCCUAGCAAUCCUUCUUGCAGGGCCCUUUCUCCUCAGACUGAGCUGCCCCAGAAGCUCUGCAGGAGCACUUGUUGCUGUGCUGGGGAUCAACAGCAGCAUCUGCAUCUGGGCACUGCUCUGCCACCUUCGAGUCUUGUCUGCCCAGAGGAGGGAGGCAGGGAAAAGGUGGAGGUUCAAAGUUUGUUUUGAGUUUUCUCCAUUUUUUCACACCCUGUCCUGGAUUGGAGUGGCCAACCCACAUCCCCUUGGGGUAGCAGCUGCUCAGCAGUGGUGGUCUGUGAGUGAGGGCUGGUCUGGCACAGCAGGUGGAACAGUGCCAGUGCAGGGGGGUUAGACGGGCUGGCAGCCAGGAUGCUAGAGCACAGCUGCCAUCAAGGGCCUGUCUCUUCUCCCGGUGAUGAGAUAAGGAAACGCUACGGACCUAAGGAAGGCAGCGGGUCAGUCCUUUCCCUCCACUGCGGCUGGGCCUGCCCCGCAGGAAGGGCUCGGAGCCU